UGGAAAGCUGGUUUCACCAAAAUGGAAAAAUUUUAAAGGCUUGAAACUUCAGUGGAGAGACAAAAUCCGUCUCAAUAACGCCAUCUGGAGGGCUUGGUACAUGCAGUACCUGGAGAAGCGCAAGAACCCGGUGUGCCACUUUGUGACUCCUCUGGAUGGCUCUGUUGAUGUGGAUGAACAUCGCCGGCCAGAGGCCAUUGCAACAGAAGGGAAAUAUUGGAAACGAAGAAUUGAAAUAGUCAUCAGGGAAUACCACAAGUGGAGAACUUACUUCAAGAAAAGGCUGCAGAAACAUAAAGAUGAAGAUCUUUCAAGUUUGGUCAGGGAUGAUGAUAUGGUUCUCUGGCAAAAGAGAAGGUAUGGCAGAGAAACCCCUGUCCCCAUGGAGGAAGGCAGCCUCUUGGAUGCAGAUAUGCUUAUGUCCGAGUUCACCGACACGCUCUUCUCCACUCUGUCUUCACAUCAGCCUGUUUCCUGGCCAAAUUCCAGGGACAUAGCACACUUAGGAAAUGCUGACAUGAUUCAACCAGGGCUUAUUCCUCUCCAGCCAAAUUUUGAUUUUAUGGAUACUUUUGAGCCUUUUCAGGAUUUAUUCACGCUCAGUCGUUCCAGUAAUUAUUUCCCUUCUGUGUCUGCUGUCAGCUCAGCUACAACAGACAGCAGCAGCCAUUCUUCCCAGUCUUCUGUCCUGCCGUCGGGCUCACUGCCCAGCACACUUCCAGCAGGGAACAUCAGUGAUGGACAGAUUGCUUCCUCAGUACCUGCUCCUGUCAUUCCUGAUGUUGGCACUGACCAGUGCCCCAGCAUUAGGAGCGAGGGAUCUUUCAUCCAGCCAGCAGACUUCACUCCUGACUCGUCUCUCAGCGGGCCACAGACUUUCAUGCCAGUGUUUCAGACUCCCUUGCCACUGCUUCAGCCUGCGACGCCACAGCACCAGUCUGCAGUGCCUCUGAACUCUAGCCUAAGCUCUCCACCAGCUGCAUUUGCUGCACCAGAAACCCAGAAGUUUGACCUCUGUGAAUCUACGGUCAUCACCCACACAGCUUCUGCUACUUUGACCCACAAUGCCCCCGCCACCACCUUCAGCCAGAGCCAGAACCUCGUCCUGGCCACGCAGCAGCCGGGCGUAGGAGUGCCUUGUAACCUGGCUUUCCAGACUGCUGUCCUGCAGGUGCAGCCCCGGCCCCAGAUGCAGUCCCAGCUGACAUUUGUACUCCCCAAGGCCGUUCCUCUGGCCAGUGCUGGGACAAGGCCCAGACAGUCACAAAAAACAGUGCCUGCUCCGAAGCCUGAAACAGUGUCCUUAUUGUUAAAGAAUGCCUUCAUCACCCCAGCUGCCUUUCAGGGACAGUCCAGAGCUGUGAUUGUAACUCCAGCACCUAUAAAAAGAGAGGGGAUUUUGACGCCAGCCACGUCUCAGUCUAAUGUUGCAAUUGCACCAACUGGAAUUGUCAGAGCUCCCGGGGUGACGGAGUUCCGUAGUAACAUUCUGGUUGGUCCAGCACAGCGAGCACCAAGUAGUCAACAAACCCAGUCCACAGUUUCACAUCUCUUCUCUCCUAGUGUAGUCCAGGAUGUGUUGGUGAAAGGAGAGAAAAUCCCUUCCCACAGUAGCAGUUCACAAGUUCCCUCACCUACACCUAGCCGAGACUGUCAGAAUUCAGGCCAGGCUUCCCCCUACGCCUCUGAGCAGAGCCCCAGUCCACAGUCUCCCCAGAACAGCUGCUCAGGAAAACCUGCCACUGACCCUAAUCUGGCUGCAGUUAAGAAUCAAAGGAUGAAGCAUAUUUCAGAACAGAAACGAAGGUUUAAUAUCAAGAAUGGUUUCAAUACGCUGAACAGCUUGGUGUCAGCCAACUCCAGGUUGAUCAGCCAUGCAAACACGCUCCAGAAAACAGUAGAAUAUAUCGGUAAGCUGCAGCAGGAAAGGACACAGAUGCAAGAGGAAGCCAGGCGCCUCCGGGAGGAGAUCGAGGAGCUAAACGCUGCCAUCAUUUCUUGUCAACAGCAGCUCCCUGAUACUGGAGUUCCUGUAACACAGCAAAGGUUUGACCACAUGAGGAGGAUGUUUGAUGAGUAUGUGAAAAGCAGGACCCUGAAGAACUGGAAGUUUUGGAUUUUCAGCAUUAUUAUCAAGCCGUUGUUUGAGUCCUUCAAUGGGAUGGUUUCCACAACAAGCCUUAAGGAUCUGAAUCAAACUGUACUGGCCUGGUUGGAUCAGCACUGUCCUCUUCCUGUUCUGAGGCCAAUGGUGCUGAACACUCUCCGGCAUCUGAGUAUAACCACCUCGGUUCUGUCAGACCCAUCACUCCUGCCAGAGCAAGCUGCUGAGGCAGUUUUCAAGAUGAACAAAUCAGCUGGCGAAACCUAA
Molecule: messenger RNA, 2371 nt
Organism: Merops nubicus (carmine bee-eater)
Lineage: Eukaryota; Metazoa; Chordata; Aves; Coraciiformes; Meropidae
Gene: MLXIP
Product: MLX interacting protein
Exons: 16
Biological process (GO): regulation of transcription by RNA polymerase II
Cellular component (GO): nucleus
Molecular function (GO): RNA polymerase II cis-regulatory region sequence-specific DNA binding; DNA-binding transcription factor activity, RNA polymerase II-specific; protein dimerization activity
Source: RefSeq, a predicted model, not a curated record